Molecule: messenger RNA, 1419 nt
Organism: Dovyalis caffra
Lineage: Eukaryota; Viridiplantae; Streptophyta; Magnoliopsida; Malpighiales; Salicaceae
Source: the annotation of a GenBank genome assembly
AUGGCCCUUGCGUCACCAGAAGCCACCAAUCUAAACAUUGCAAAAACUCUGGGAAAAUCCUUAUCAUCAUGCUCCGCCAACAUCCAAAAAUUGCCUCACUUAACAGACUAUCUUCCAAACCUUAAACCACUACCAAACCCUUUGGAGAAAAACCCUUUAUAUCACCCACCAGCGGGCUUUUACAUUAAUCAGUCUGAAGUGGUCCUACGCCACAUCGUCUUAGACCCGUCUGCCGACAGUGAAGCCUUGAGUUCCCCCACACCCCAACUGGCAUACACCAGGGCUGGUCCACGCAGGCAAAUCUUUUUUGAGCCAAAAGAUAUCAAAGCUGCUAUUGUUACAUGUGGGGGACUGUGCCCUGGCAUGAAUACAGUGAUCAGGGAGCUUGUUGUUGGAUUGUGGGAAUUGUAUGAGGUGCGCCAGAUUUAUGGGGUCACAGCAGGUUACAGAGGGUUUUAUUCUAGGGACCCUAUUGAGCUUAAUCCAAAGCUUGUGCAUAAUUGGCACAAAAAAGGUGGUACUGUGCUUGAGACCUCUAGAGGAGGUUUUGAUCUUAAAAAAAUUGUUGAUGCCAUUGAACAUCACGGUUUUAAUCAGGUGUAUAUAAUUGGAGGAGAUGGAACAAUGCGUGGAGCGGUGAAUAUAUUUGAUGAAAUUCGUCAUCGGAAACUGAACAUCGGAGUUGUGGGAAUUCCCAAAACAGUCGACAAUGAUAUAGGCAUCAUUGAUAGAUCAUUUGGAUUUCAGACAGCAGUAGAGAUGGCCCAGCAAGCAAUCAAUGCAGCUCAUAUUGAGGCCGAGAGUGCAGUUAAUGGUAUUGGCCUGGUAAAAUUAAUGGGUCGAAGCACAGGUCACAUAACCCUCCACGCCACAUUGAGCAGCCGUGAUGUGGAUUGCUGUCUAAUUCCUGAAACCUCAUUUUACUUGGAAGGAAAAGGGGGAUUGUUUGAAUUUCUUGAGAAGCGGCUGAAAGAGAAUGGGCAUGCAGUCCUAGUUGUUGCCGAGGGAGCCGGACAGGAUAUGAUACCAAGAACUGAUGCCCAGAAAGAACAGAGGGAUGAGUCCGGCAACCUAGUGUUCUUAGACGUCGGUGCAUGGUUAAAGUCAGAGCUUAAUAAUUGGUGGACUAGAGACCACCCAAAUGAGUUGUUCACAGUGAAGUACAUAGAUCCUACAUACAUGAUCAGAGCAGUCCCUGCUAAUGCUACAGAUAACUUGUAUUGUACCCUUGUGGCACACUCAGCAAUUCACGGUGUUAUGGCAGGAUAUACCGGAUUCGUCUCCGGACCUAUUAACGGCAACUAUGCAUAUAUCCCAGUGGAAGAGGUUGCUCAGGCUAGGAAUGAAGUUGACGUACAGGACCAUAAAUGGGCAUGGGUGAGAUCUGUGACCAAUCAGCCUGAUUUUGUCAAGCCUUAA